UAAGCAUUUAAAGCUAUACACGUGUGUUAGUUAGUCGAAGAUAACUCAAAUUAAUUGAUGGAUUAAACCUUUUCCGGAACUUAUUUUUCAAGAAGGAACUGUGUUUUGUCGCACCUGCUCCAAACCGAGUGACUGAGUUCUACUGCGAUUAAGGACUAAACGCUUUUUCCCUUGAAUUCAAGCACCUAAUUAUAAAUAAAAACUUUUUAUUACGACAUUCGAGAUAAAACUCAAGUAGUAUAAAACCGUGAUAAAGAGGUCACAGCAGUCAGAGAUUAGAGUGUUAUUAAAUCAGCACGAUGUGGUGGAUACUGGUGGCUGUAGCAGCUGCCCUGGGCUACUGGGUACUGAUCCGCCCCCAUAAAUAUUGGUUAAAAAAGGGGGUGAAACAAGGAAAUCCUGCAUUUAUUUUUGGGGAAAGUUGGGCAAAAUUGACACAAAAACAGUCAUUUCCGGAAAUGGUGGAGAUGGUUUACAACAUGCAUCCAAACACCAGGUACUCAGGAUUCUAUCAAUUCCUCUUACCAACUCUAGUUUUGAAAGACCCCGAACUUAUUAAACAGAUUACCGUCAAAGAUUUCGACCACUUCGUCGACCAUCAACCUUUUAUUCCAGAAGAUAGUGACCCUCUGUGGAGUAGCAAUUUAUUAGCCUUAACUGGGAAAAGGUGGCGCGAAAUGCGAGCAACCCUCAGUCCAGCUUUCACCAGCAGCAAAAUGAAAUACAUGUUCUCUUUAAUUUCACAAAGCGGCGAACAGUUCGUCAACUACUUUUUGAAAAAGAACGAAGAUGUCAUUACCGUUGAAAUGAAAGACAUUUUCACAAGAUUCGCUAACGACGUCAUCGCCAAUACCGCUUUUGGUGUAGAAUGUGACUCUUUGGUUGACCAAAAAAACGAGUUUUUCUUAAUGGGGAAAGAAGCCACAGAUUUUAGCAGUGUCUGGAAAAAUUUUAAAUUCUUUCUCUACUUUCUAGCACCUAAAUUGUCCGAGUUGUUCAAAGUGAAGUUCUUUUCAGAAGAAGUCAGCAACUUUUUCACCAACUUAAUUAAAACUAAUAUUCAAAGUCGCGAAAAGCACGGAAUUGUAAGACCUGACAUGAUCCAUCUUCUCCUCGAAGCUCGAAAAAAUCGUCUUAGACACGAAGAAAGUCACUCGAUCCAAGAUACAGGUUUUGCUACAGUUGAGGAACAUGAGUUUACCAAGAAUGCCAAAAAAAUUGAACGUGUACUGACAGAUCAGGACAUAACCUCACAAGCGUUGGUUUUCUUCUUCGCGGGUUUCGAGACAGUUUCUUCUUUGAUGAGUCUCAUGUCUUACGAGCUUGCUCUAAAUCCAGACGUCCAAGACAAACUCGUGCAAGAAGUGGAUGAUACUUUGGGAACUUGUAAUGGUAAAAUUACUUAUGAGGGUCUUUUUGGUAUGAAAUACAUGGACAUGGUUGUAUCCGAGACUUUAAGAAAAUGGCCUAACACUGUUAUUACUGACAGAAUCUGUACUAAACCCUACACCAUUGAAGCUAAACAUCCGGAUGAAAAACCUCUACACCUAGAAAAAAAUACCACUAUUUGGAUACCUACUUUUGCCAUUCACCGGGAUCCUGAAUAUUAUCCAGAACCUGAACGUUUUGAUCCCGAAAGAUUUAAAGACGAAAACAAGACUGACAUUAAACCUUACACGUACUUGCCUUUUGGUGUCGGACCCAGGAAUUGUAUUGGGUCUAGGUUUGCACUGCUAGAAACAAAAAUUUUGUUUUUUUAUAUUUUAUCGCAUUUCCGUAUAGUUCCUGUGGAGAAGACUCCGAUUCCUUUAGUUUUGUGUAAAAAGCAGUUUAAUUUGAACGCAGAAAAAGGGUUUUGGUUAGGACUUAAACGCCGUUGUAAAAUCUAACUUCAUGUUCAUACUUACCAACUUGCCAAUUUUAAGUUAUUUAAAUAUUGUGUCAAAAAUGUAUGUACAUUUUAAUAAACAACCUUAUAUAA
Messenger RNA from Zophobas morio, 1981 nucleotides. Its product is annotated as cytochrome P450 9e2-like. Bases 300 to 1889 code for a protein of 529 amino acids. Gene Ontology annotation, molecular function: oxidoreductase activity, acting on paired donors, with incorporation or reduction of molecular oxygen; monooxygenase activity; iron ion binding. The transcript is spliced from 5 exons. NCBI's taxonomy places the organism in Eukaryota, Metazoa, Arthropoda, Insecta, Coleoptera, Tenebrionidae. The record is from RefSeq and is a predicted model, not a curated record.